CUCAUCAGUCCCAAUUCCCAAAUCCCAAACCCUAGAAAAAUCUCUGGCGCACAGCUCGGCCGCCAUGAGCGCCCCAAUGGAGGUAUCCUUCUCCGCGCCCGCUCCCCCUCCGGACACUGCGUCCGCCGCCCCGUCGCCGGUGCCUGCCGCCGCGGUUUCCUCCUCGCUGCAGCAGCAGGCGGCGGCCGCCGCGGUCGCUCCCUCCCCGGCCGACGACAAGGUCCUCGUGUCAGUUGAGGUGCUGCUGCACGCCGCUAGCGCGGCUCGCCACGAGGACGUCCAAGCGGCGGUAGAGAGGAUGCUAGAAGCUCGAAGCUUAAGCUAUGUUGAUGGGCCCGUGCCGAUUCCUGCUGAUGAUCCUUUUCUUCUUGAAAACGUCAAAAGGAUCCACAUUUGUGACACUGAUGAGUGGGUUGAGAAUCACAAAGUUUUGUUAUUUUGGCAAGUCAAGCCUGUUGUGCAUGUGUUCCAGCUGUGUGAAGAAGGUCCAGGUGAGGAACCGAGUGAAGAUGAUGCGCUCUCUAGCUUUAAUGAGUGGGCUCUACCAGCCAAAGAAUUUGAUGGUUUGUGGGAAAGCUUACUAUAUGAAGUUGGUCUCAAGCAGAGGUUGCUGAGAUAUGCUGCCACUGCAUUGUUUUUUACUGAAAGAGGUGUGGACCCAUGUCUUGUUUCAUGGAACCGGAUUGUACUUUUGCAUGGUCCACCUGGAACAGGAAAGACGUCCUUGUGUAAAGCUCUAGCGCAGAAACUUUCUAUUCGCUUCAAGUCCAGGUAUUCUAUGUGCCAAUUGGUUGAAGUCAAUGCUCAUUCAUUGUUCAGCAAGUGGUUUUCUGAAAGUGGAAAACUGGUGGCCAAACUUUUCCAGAAGAUCCAUGAGAUGGUGGAGGAAGAAAGCAACCUCGUAUUUGUGUUGAUAGAUGAAGUUGAAAGCCUUGCUGCUGCCAGACAGGCUGCCAUAUCUGGCUCUGAACCUUCAGACUCCAUUAGGGUUGUAAAUGCGCUGCUAACACAAAUGGACAAACUGAAGUCUUGGCCAAACGUUAUCAUUUUGACAACAUCAAAUAUCACCACAGCUAUUGAUAUUGCGUUUGUUGACAGGGCAGACAUCAAGGCAUAUGUUGGACCCCCUACACUUAUAGCACGAUACGAGAUUUUGAGGUCAUGCAUACAAGAACUCUUAAGAGUUGGUAUUCUUACAUAUCCUCAAGGCGGUAGUCUGCCAUGCAUUCUGAACUAUUCGACCUUGAAAGAGAAGAAUCACUGUCCUGAGGCUGCCGAAUCCCAUGGUGUGGUUCAUCUCUCAAGCUUACUCCAUGAAGCCGCAGAACUGUGCGAGGGACUUAGUGGUCGAUCAUUGAGGAAACUCCCUUUCCUGGCACAUGCUUCUGUCGCCAGCCCUUCGUGCUGCGAUGCUUCUGCCUUCAUGCAUACGUUGAUACAGACUGCUCGAAGAGAGGUCUCGGAGUCACGUGGAUAGUUCAAUCUUGAUUUUUUUUUUUUUUUUUUUUUUUUGUGUGGUAAGAGCAGAAUACCAACAGCUCAUUCCAAGUGCCAUGCCCCUGAAUCGCUGAUACGAUGCAUAGUUCAGACUAGAUGUACACAAUCGUCUAAAGUACCUAACAAAUCCAUUCCAUCUCUAGGGUUAGAAUGGGAAUCCAGAAUGGAUGGAAUCGGUGCCUCCCUUAUUGUUGUUUCCGUACCUUUUGAUCUUCAGUAAAUUUUUACACGGUAUGGGAAUCCGUACCAUGAUGGACA
Phragmites australis (common reed) is the source of this 1755-nucleotide messenger RNA. RefSeq names its product pachytene checkpoint protein 2 homolog. Gene Ontology annotation, biological process: meiotic recombination checkpoint signaling; reciprocal meiotic recombination. The record is from RefSeq and is a predicted model, not a curated record. Gene Ontology annotation, cellular component: chromosome; nucleus. Gene Ontology annotation, molecular function: ATP hydrolysis activity; ATP binding. Bases 65 to 1477 code for a protein of 470 amino acids. The transcript has 14 exons. Lineage: Eukaryota; Viridiplantae; Streptophyta; Magnoliopsida; Poales; Poaceae.